This is a messenger RNA of Besnoitia besnoiti, 2616 nucleotides long. RefSeq lists its product as uncharacterized. Bases 1 to 2616 code for a protein of 871 amino acids. The record is from RefSeq and is a predicted model, not a curated record. Lineage: Eukaryota; Apicomplexa; Conoidasida; Eucoccidiorida; Sarcocystidae. The transcript has a single exon.
AUGGCGGCCAAACAUCAAUCAGUCACAGAAAGCGUCAUGGCGGCGGCUCCGCGCAGCCUUCCAGCCCGUCGUGCGUACCCUGACGCGGACCGUAGAGAGCUGCUUCAAGAGCCUUCUUUGAUGCAGCAACCCGCUGAAGACCCGCCGUUCAAAACGCUUGUGUCACUCCUGAAUUCGUCCUGGAUGGCAAGUGACGUAUUCCAAAGAAGCGGGGAGCAAGCUCUCGCUGACCAGUCCCUAGCACUCGCAGAGGACAAGAACCCCAAAAGUGGAACUACAGGGGUUGCUAGCGAAUUUCUGCAAAUGCUGCCUCUCUUUCCCAUCGCGAGUGAACCUGCUUUGUUCGUUGAUCUUCGAACUUUCGCGAUUAGGAUGUGCGGAAUGAGCAGUAAGCCGUGGAACGAGAAGCCGAAGUUCGAGGCGGGAGCCCCACCAACAAAAGAUGAAUCAACGCAGCUGGACAGUUCCCAUAUGUAUCGGAACGUCGAGCAUGAUCGCGCAGACGUGGACGAAGCAACACUGCAGGUCAUUUCGAUCGACUGGUCGGCGAUUCGACAGGUGAAACGCGCUGAAAACCCGCCUUGGCGAGACAAUUCAUGGCAUUCUAGUUCAGGACCGGAGAAUGGCACCGACCUGAAAUCUGUUAGAGACAGUGCGCGGGUAUCAGGCGCGCAGACCACUGCAAGCUACACUUCUCACUCACUCCCGUGGGACUCCCAAGUGCGUAAAUCCUCUGGUUCGCCACUCCCACAAGAGACAAUCUUGCCUUCACAAAGUGGUCAAAAUAAAGAAACCGGCGUCUUUUUGAAUCGUGGACCACCCGAGGCGGUAGUCAAAUCUCGACCAACAGUGGUGGCAUAUGGUCAAGCUCCUGGGUCAACGGAAAAGCUUGUUCCACGCGUGACAUUGAAUGCACAGUCUCCGUCUUCUCUCUCCUGGUCUUCGAACAAUACACGGCAACCAGAUAACGGGGGGCCUUCUACAAGGGAUGGUCGGCUGAGCUCCGUAGCGGCUACGUUUGCCAGUGCGGCACGGGCCGCUGAGCAGGCGACAUCUGAGGCAGACCAGCUAGAUGUGAAUUUCAGCUACUCUCCACCAAGUGAAGCCCCAGGUAGCGAACGGGAAAGGCUGCACGGAGAGGGGAAGCUACCGGGUGCUCCCGAAAAACAUGGAUGGAUUGCUCUGCUUCGCUGCAUUCGAAAACGAGAAGACGGGGCAGAAGAAAAGGUUAAUGCGGCGAGCAUCGAACGAUCCGGCCAAACCCUCUCCGCGGGGUCCUCGAAUGCGCCCGAGGCGGAACUGUUGGUCGAAAACGCCCUCCUGGGUCUCGUCCCAGUACACUUGGUUCCUGCGCCAAAAGCUGUGCAGAACCACAUUUUAAAGAGCACGAAAGCAGGACAUGAUAGUAGAGGUGAUCUACAUGCCAGCACUGGCGGUCUCGGCGAAGGUGCGAACAACGAUAGCGACAGUGAGAGGUCAAGCGGCUUCAUGCCAUCGUCUCGCGAGGGCAUCGUCUCCGACUUAUCUCCCCGGUCAAUUAAUCCUUUCCUCAAUACCGCACCAAGGCAUGCGGUGCUCCGUUGGGCGGCACCAGAAGCGCGAGCGUGGGUCGAGGGAAUGCUACUCUCUCGAGGCAGGCUAACACAAGACCACGCGUUACGCAAAGACUCUCCUGUAUUCGCUUUCACGUCAGCCUCUGAACCAGGAAACCAAAUGAUCCCUGAUGGCGAAAAACGCCGCCAUGCAUCGGAGCACGAACAGCAUCCGAGAGCGAGACGCAUACAACAAACGAAUCAUAAGGAGAAGCGCCGAGAGAGUGGUGAUGCGGUGCCUCGGUGGUCGCAUCUGUCUGGCUAUCUCCGUAAAGAUAAACAGCCAGCGGACGAGGGCGGGGAAGGCGGUGUGGAGUUACCCGUCUGGGUUCUUGAUGUUCCUAUACACAAGAUCAUGGAGGUUAGGAACAACGGCAAGUCCAGCCCUGACUGCUCACUCCGUGCUGGGAUGCGUCAAACAGGCACCCCCCCAAAUGCCGCCAACAUGGAUGGACUCCCCGCUGCAUGUGGCGCUAGCGCCUUCUGGCAUCCCUCGGUAGGCCGGCCUCUGUCAGCUCAGUUGCAUCUCGACGGCUUUCGGGAGCAGUGCCGGCUUCUGCGCAGGAGAAGCGCCGAGAGGAACGGAACAGCGGAACAAACGAAGUCGCCGGUGGGAAACGCCGGCAGGACGAAGUAUCCCUCCUGUGGUACGGAUCUGCAAGACAUGGACAUGAUUGUCAUGCUUGCCGGCGUGGAAAGCCCGAACCCGCGAGAUACAGACGAGAGAGCUGAUGCGCGUUCUAAAGCAGCACUGUCUCGCUUGCGUUUUCCGCAACCCAGCACAGUCCCGAAGGAACAGUCCCACUCAAAGUGGACAGAAACUCUUACGAAUGAUAGUAGCCGCAAAAUAUGCGGCACGUCUCCAAUGCACGUUGCUGAACACGGAGAGGACACGCUCUGGGUAAAAUGCUACAGAGGAUGGCCGGAGACGUUGCACACUGUAAGUUUGACGGGGCCAGAGCUUUCACUGGGCGAUGAUAUACCCAUACCAGUUUUCAUGGGAGGAUUCACUUCGAACAGGUAG